UGAAAACCCUACUUCAACCCCUACGAUUUCAUCAGUGCUUGGAGAAUACGCCGAAAUCGAGAAUGGCUUUUUCUAUCGCUCUCCGAUCCCGCCUUGUGCCAAGGUUGCUACGGAGUCUUCGAUCUCGUACUUCAAGAAGGCUACUUUCAACGGAAGCAUCUUCUUCUUCUUCAUCCAAGGCGGCUCCAGGACUCUCCUCUGCCCAGCAGUCGCUCUUUUCUGAUUUGCCAAAUCAUCUUCCUCCUCCUCCCCCUGAGGCGGCGGCGGCGGCGGCGGCGCUGGGAAAGGAGCGGAAAGGUCUAAAGUUUCUUAGUAACGUAUUCAUCUGGGCUCUCGCCGGUGCCACCGCUGCUGUUGGUUACACUAGCUAUGCUUACACAUUAGAUGAAGUGAAUCAGAAGACAAAGGCCUUCCGAGAAUCCGCUUCAAAGGCACCACCAGCUCUUUAUUCUACCGGCAUUGAUAAAUACCAGGCAAUGUUAUACUCUACUGCCAAGAAAGUUCCUGCAAGAGCCAUUGAUAUGUAUUUGGAGCUUAGGGAAGCUGUGGAGGAACAAGUUAAAGGCUUCACAGAACCUCUCUCGGAAAAGCUUCUUCCAGAUAUGCACCCCGCAGAACAGGGUGUAAUCUACACUCUCGUUCUUGAUUUGAAUGAGACACUGCUUUACACCGACUGGAAGCGAGAGAGAGGGUGGAGGACGUUCAAAAGACCAGGUGUCGAUGCUUUCUUGGAGCACCUUUCCAAGUACUAUGAGAUUGUUUUGUAUACUGACCAGAUGGAUAUGUAUGUAAUUCCCGUCUGUGAGAAGUUAGACCCGAAUUACUACAUACGCUAUAGGUUAGCAAGAAACGCUACUAAAUAUGAGAAUGGAAAGCACUUCAGGGAUCUCUCAAAGCUGAACAGGGACCCGAAGAGGAUUAUGUAUGUUAGCGGGAAUGCUUUUGAUACAACACUUCAGCCAGAGAAUUGUGUGCCAAUCAAGCCAUACAAACUCGAAUCUGAUGACACAGCGCUUGUCGACCUAAUACCCUUCCUUGAAUAUGUUGCACGUAACAAUCCAGCUGAUAUCAGACCGGUUCUAGCCUCUUUCGAGAGAAAAGAUGUUGCCAAAGAGUUCCUUGAGAGGUCCAUAGACUAUCAGAAGCGAAUGCAAGGACAAAGACAAGGCCGAUUCUGGAGACGUUAAAAGGAUCUAUAAAACAUUUUAUGUAUAGUGAGAGACAGAUUAUAUCCUCAUUGAUGCAUUACACCAUAAAACAAGAACAGAAGCUACUGUUCUUCUCUUAGGGUUUUUAGGUAAACUUUGAACUAAAUAUGUCUUUCUCAUCAGUUUAUGUUUUUUACCCAAUUUUUUUUUUAACUUUGUCUCCGGUUUACAAAGUGAACUUUUUCCAAUAGAACCAAAAUGAAAUGCUCUUUAUUCUUUAAUUAGC
Eruca vesicaria subsp. sativa (arugula) is the source of this 1434-nucleotide messenger RNA. The record is from the annotation of a GenBank genome assembly. Lineage: Eukaryota; Viridiplantae; Streptophyta; Magnoliopsida; Brassicales; Brassicaceae.